Messenger RNA from Paramecium sonneborni, 1125 nucleotides. Lineage: Eukaryota; Ciliophora; Oligohymenophorea; Peniculida; Parameciidae. The record is from the annotation of a GenBank genome assembly.
AAAAGAAAUGUCUAAUACAAAGUUUGUUUUUUAGAAAAAAGUUCACAAAAUUCCUCCAAAUGUAACAAAUUUGAAGAGUUUAAUUGAGACAAUAAAAUCAAUAUAUAAGUAGCUUAACACAAUAUAUUUGUUUGCAAUAAUCAAUCCAGGUAAUGAUUUAAAUGUAUAAGAUUAGAGGAGACAGACUCAGUUGCAGAAAUAAGAAAUGAUAAUGACUUCUAAUAAUUAAUAGCACAGUAUAAGUAAAAUUAAUGGCCAACAAUAAAGUUGUUAGUAACAGAAACAUAAGACUAUAAAUAAAUUUUAAAAGACUCAUGGGGAGUUUUAAAUUAAAGCAUGGUUGGUUUAGAUAAUAAAUAAAGCAAAGAUGUUUGCACAUUAUCUUAACCAAUCUAAAUAGAUUAAUCGUAAUAAGUAGGUCCAUAAUCUGGAAAUUAAAGGUAUUGUAAAAUAUAUAUAUUAUAGUACAUAAGUUUAAGUAAAUUAAAUUGACAAUGGAUAGAAUACAAAUUAAAUAGAUUUUAGAUAAAAUGAAUAAUUAAAAUAAUUGAUAGCUGAUAUAGUAGAUUAAAGAUUAAGAGAAUUGUAAUUGAUGAAUAAGAAUCCAUAAGAAAAUUUUAAAGUUACUUUAACAUCAAAGAUUCCAAUUUUUACAGCAAUUCCAGGAAGAAAGAUAAUAGCCUAAAUGACUAUAUUAAAUAGUGGAGUGAGUUAAUGGAUUAAUGCAUCUUUAGAAAAUAGAGAAUUAGAAAUUUAUCAAAAACUUUCUAAUGUAUCAAGGGGUGAAUGUGUAACUGUUACUAUUGAUUUACCAUAUGUACCUGAACAUUUUUCUAAUCAAGAAUAAAAAAUAUAUAAAUUUUAUGUAUGAAAUUAAAUUAAAUGUAGGUAAUUUGCAAUAAUGAGAAAUAAUAAUUGUAGAAAAUAGAGAAUCCAAUAGAGAUAACUGUGAAAGCUCCAUAAUAAGAUAUAGUAGUUUAAUAACUUUAAAAUUUAUUCCCUUAGAAGAAAAGAGAAGAUUUAGUAAAAUAUGUUAACGAAAAGGGAAUAAAUAAGUCUUACGAUGAAAUAGUUGAAAUGCUCUUAUAAGAAUACUGAUAGAUUCUUUAAUUUAUGGUUUAGGAU